AUGAAUGGUUAUCAAAGGUGUAACGAAACUCUUCAUUUCGGCGACAAUUCAGAGUCCUUCACUGUCUGCGGUGAGAGUGGGCCAAUAGAGCGUGUAUUGAUUGUUACUGGUAAUCAGCUGUCAUCUGGCAAGUUCGAGCGAGAUCUAGCUGCAACAAGAUGGACUGUAUUCCUCCCGAAAAAAAAUGAUUUGAUAGAGCAUCUAGGUGGAGACGUCGAAGUGCACUACCUUACCGAGCUCGAUAGAUGGGAUCGUUGGGCGACGUGGGAUAUCGAAUAUGCGAUUCGUGGUAGAACCUAUGAUGUGGCUAAAUUGGAACUCUAUGCCUUCCAGUUCCAAGCCUACGAUCAGCCACGCGUCGUGCGUCAGUUGGUGCAGUUGAGUGGAACGAAUAUGACAGCACGCCACCUAGCGCUUACGAUAAAUAUAGAUUCGGGUAGCCAGCCCAACGUUACACAAGUGAUUGGGGAAUGGUAUCAGCUGCUUUAUUGGCUCUUCUACUCCGAAAAGUACGCGUUGAUUGGUGCCACAUCCAGUGGACUAUGUGGACAAGAAAGUCAAAACUGCAAAUAUCGCGUCAGCAUGAUGCGGAUGGAUUCGGCCGAGUUUCGUUCUCAUCUCACAGCGCCCGUUUUUGGACUCGGAUCUCCAAAAGAAGAGUUGAAUCGGCUUAUGACCUAUUUGAAUGCAUCUGAGUGCAAGCACGUCUCGAGCCAAUCUUUUCCUGCUUACUGCGCUGGAACCUUCACCGAUAAGAGCAAAGUGGCUUUGAUUACGUAUCGAGAACUACGAAGUGACAGCAUACCAUCAUCACUGUCUCGACUGUCUAAUUUCCACAUAAUCACGCCAUGGCCUACAUCGGACAGCACCUCUCUUAACACGCAUCAUUACGCUAUCGGAGUUUCACACAAGAACGAGACCGUCGAUGGCCUUUGGAAGCUUGACACAUUGGAAAAUCUUAUGACUCGCAUAUUUGGCAAUUUGGAAAUUGAUUUGCUGAUGAUCGACAUGAAAGGAGGAGAAGUAGCAAUCUUUCCGGAACUGCUGCGAAUGGCAAGCAAGAGCAGGUUCAAUCAGUUGGCCAUUCGUGGACACUUAUGGUCUGAGGAAAACGAGAAUUUUCGGCAGAUUUAUUGGAGCUUGCGCCAAAUGCAGAAUUACGGGUACAUCCAACGGAUUGGACGAGUUGAUCUGCCUCAUUAUGAUGUGGUCUUUGAAAGAAAAUAA
Messenger RNA from Haemonchus placei, 1227 nucleotides. The record is from the annotation of a GenBank genome assembly. NCBI's taxonomy places the organism in Eukaryota, Metazoa, Nematoda, Chromadorea, Rhabditida, Trichostrongylidae.